GGCUUUUGAUCAUCCAUCUUCCUCUUGAUUAUAUUCCAGAGGUUUUCAAUUUGCUAAAAUCAAAGAAACUCAUCAUUUUCAAAUGGGCUCUUAUUUUUUUUUUUUUUUUAGAGCUGUAUAACUAAGAACACUGAAUCUGAACAACACUGAGAAAUAGAUGUUAGAAAGCACUGAAACAUCACAUAUGUUGAUUCUGUGGUAUUAAAAGCAUGAUGUUUAUCAGUACAAAUGUUUUAAUGAAUGUUCUGAGCUGCACCGUGUUUAGAUCAGUGAUUAGUGUGUAAGAUCUGAACACUGAGACGCUUUUCUCCACAGUCGUUCCUCUCAAUAACCCAACAGCCUCCUGAAAUGCAGAGGAGCUCCGGCAUCCGGCGGGAGCUGAAGGAGCUGCUGCUGAGUGUGGAGAGAGGAAACAAAGCUGACCUUCACCUCUACACCUCCGGGCAUCUGGGGCCCCACAGCUUUAGUCCCCGACCGCUCCACAGCCGAGAACACAAACCCAUCUGGGAAAAGUCCAGAAACCCGCAGAAAGAAACCUCUCGCCUCCAGAAGAGCAGAGAAACUGAAGCAGACGUGGAGAAGAUGAUGCAGGCCUGGAGUAACUUCACCAUGGCCACCACGCCUCAGGACCCUGCAGAAGAUCUCAGCAGCUCAGAUGAGACCACAGGUGUGGGGACGUAUAAGAAGAAGAAGAAGAAGAAGAAGAAGAAGGAGGAGGAGGAUGUCAGAGAGACAGCAGAUCUAGACCUGAUCAGCCAUAAACGUCUGAACAUCAGAGAGACGGUGGAGAGACAUGAGCGUAAAAUCCAGCAGGGGCUGAGGAACGUUCCGGCCUGCAGGGGGCGGUGCAGAGAGCGUCUCAGCGUCUUCAGUGACGUGUUCAGUGACGUGUGUGACAGCUCACCUGCGCUCGGCAGCAUCCUCAGAGAAAUCAAGACAGAGUACGAUUUAUACCUGAACUCCAUCACGUCCUCACUGACCAGCCUUCAGGAUCUGUCUGUAGAGACAGCAGGAUUACAGGCAGCAGUUGAGCUGGUGUGUUUAUUAGAAGAGGAGGAGAGGAGAGCUCUGGAGGAGAAUGAAAGAGCUAGAACUGAGUAUAAUGAUGCCCAAGCUGAAGCCAAAGCCAUGAGCAUCCGACUGGAGAAAGGGAAGGAAAUCCCUACAUGUGUGAUUUCUGAGUCUGAGUCUGGAGGUUUAGGGCUCCCAGAUGUUGAGUUUGGAGUUUUUCCAGAUGAGAAACCAAGCAACACUCAGGCCUCCUCCAUGACUCAGGUAGAGGAGAAGAAACAGCAGGUGUGGAGGAUGUGGAGGGAAGUUCAGAGUCUGCAGAAAGAUCUCAGAGAAACCAUGGUGUCCACUGUUACUGCCAGCUCCCUUACAGGAUUCAUCAGAGAUACCAAGGCUGAAAUUAUGCAUCUUAUUGCCUGGAAUGAGCGAUUAAAAAGCACCAGCAAGGAUCUUGAACAAAACAUCUCAGAAUCUCUGAGCAGAGCGAACGUCAGUGAGGAGAUGGAAGAGAAGGUUUGGGAGAUGCUGUGGAACACAGUGGAUGGAGAUUAAAAACAUCUGAUCAAUAAAAUUUCUUAUCUUA
Astyanax mexicanus (Mexican tetra) is the source of this 1594-nucleotide messenger RNA. RefSeq lists its product as uncharacterized. NCBI's taxonomy places the organism in Eukaryota, Metazoa, Chordata, Actinopteri, Characiformes, Acestrorhamphidae. The coding region runs from base 349 to 1563 and encodes 404 amino acids. The transcript is spliced from 9 exons. The record is from RefSeq and is a predicted model, not a curated record.